ACAGAAAUUUGCCCAACUCUAAUAUCGUCAUAAUUGUACCGGCUGCGCACACAGGAAGGGAAAUUUUGUUCGCUGCUCAUCAUCAAUGGCCGAGAUUGAGCUGAAGACUGCUCCAGCUGAUUUUCGAUUCCCUACAACAAACCAGACUAGGCAUUGUUUCACACGCUACGUUGAGUUUCACAGGUGUGUGGCAGCUAAAGGUGGGGAGGUUGGUGACUGUGAGAAAUUCGCUAGGUACUAUCGGGCACUUUGCCCAGGUGAAUGGGUUGAGAAAUGGAAUGAACAGAGGGAGACUGGGACUUUCCCAGGGCCACUUUAACUUGAUGUGGAUUUAUACAAUACUCAUCUUCUUCUGAAAUUUGGCCUUUUGGUUUCCUUUUGAAUGUCAAUUGUUUUUUUUUUUUUUUUGAAAAAAUGUCAAUGGAUUAAUAAGCAUCUUUGUACUGUCUUCUUAGAAACCUCUCUCAUUGUUGCACAUGAAUCAAUGGUUUCUGAAAAGCUUUCUUGGUUUGGGAGUUUCUAAAACAACUUAAUGUUGUUGCUCUUUUUUCUCA
This is a messenger RNA of Ipomoea nil (Japanese morning glory), 554 nucleotides long. Its product is annotated as cytochrome c oxidase subunit 6b-2-like. Bases 86 to 319 code for a protein of 77 amino acids. Gene Ontology annotation, cellular component: mitochondrion; respiratory chain complex IV. The transcript is spliced from 5 exons. The record is from RefSeq and is a predicted model, not a curated record. NCBI's taxonomy places the organism in Eukaryota, Viridiplantae, Streptophyta, Magnoliopsida, Solanales, Convolvulaceae.